Molecule: messenger RNA, 1347 nt
Organism: Colletotrichum graminicola M1.001
Lineage: Eukaryota; Fungi; Ascomycota; Sordariomycetes; Glomerellales; Glomerellaceae
Product: major facilitator superfamily transporter
Exons: 5
Coding region: 1-1347 (448 amino acids)
Biological process (GO): transmembrane transport
Cellular component (GO): fungal-type vacuole membrane
Molecular function (GO): transmembrane transporter activity
Source: RefSeq, a predicted model, not a curated record
AUGGACGACGUAUCUCGAACUCAAAGCUUCACUUCGACGGACCACAGCACCUCGAAGAUGGGCAAGGCCAGUAUCAAGUACCCGCCGCCCCAAGGCGACUCUGUCGAGACCUUGCAGGUGGAAGAAAGGCGGCAGCAGAUGAACGAGUAUCCUGAAGGAGGACGGGAGGCCUGGCUUGCAGUCGCCGGCGCAACGGCCUGCUUGGUCGUGUCAUUCGGAUGGGUCAACGUCAUUGGCGUCUUUCAGGAAUAUUACCAGUCGCACCAGCUGCACGAUUACACGCCGUCUGAAAUCGCUUGGAUUCCUUCACUUCAGAUUUUCUUCAUGUUCGCCGGCGGCAUCUUCGCCGGCAAGGUCUUUGACGACUUCGGCCCCCGCUACCUCCUCGUGGGCGGCACCUUCCUGCACGUGCUGGGCUUGAUGAUGACCAGUAUCUCCAAGACGUACUACCAGAUUCUGCUGAGCCAGGCAGUCUGCUCCGCGAUUGGGGCGUCGAUGGUCUUUAGCCCUGCAUUUUCAAGUGUAUCGACCUGGUUUCUGAAGAAGCGCGGCGCCGCACUCGGCAUCGUUGCCGCAGGCUCAUCCCUCGGUGGUAUCGUCUUCCCGGUCCUCAUCAUCAACCUGCUCCCCCGGGUUGGCUUCGGCUGGACCCUCCGCUGUUGUGCCUUCGUGAUUCUGGCGCUUUUGUUGUUUGCGAACUUUGCUCUCACUAGCCGCAUCAAACCUACGAAGCGUCCUCUGGAGUUUGCGGCAUUCGUCCGGCCUUUGCGAGAGCCAGCCUUCGCGCUGUGGACUAUCUCGGUCUUUUUCUUCUACUGGGGCAUGUUCGUUCCUUUCACGUUCAUCGUCGCCCAUGCCACGGCUCACGGCAUGUCGCCCCACCUAGCGCAGUAUCUUGUCUGCAUUCUGAACGCUACGAGUCUUUUCGGUCGAACCGUGCCCAACGCCAUUGCUGACAAAGUCGGGCAUUUUAAUGUAAUGAUCGUCAUGGGUGCCUUGACAUCAAUCCUGAUCCUCGCCCUUUGGCUUCCCUCAACCGGCAACGUACCCAUAAUCUUGUUUGCGUCGCUCUUUGGCAUCUCCUCGGGCGCCGGCAUCAGUCUGACGCCCGCACUCUGCGCUAAACUCUCGCCCAUUCGAGACAUUGGUGUCCGCAGUGGUACCGUCUUCACAAUCUCAGCGUUCGCAGGGCUGACUGGGUCUCCUAUUGGUGGUGCCAUCAUUUCAAGAAGCCAAGGUUCAUUCACCAAUGCCAUCGCCUUCGGGGGCACGGCUUGCGCGAUCGGGACUAUGCUGUUCGUGGCCACGCGGGUCGCCUUUGUCGGUUGGAAGCCAGAAAAGGUUUGA